Molecule: messenger RNA, 1051 nt
Organism: Aspergillus sclerotioniger CBS 115572
Lineage: Eukaryota; Fungi; Ascomycota; Eurotiomycetes; Eurotiales; Aspergillaceae
Product: carbon-nitrogen hydrolase family protein
Exons: 4
Coding region: 47-964 (305 amino acids)
Molecular function (GO): catalytic activity
Source: RefSeq, a predicted model, not a curated record
CGAGUUCCCAUUCGAGUCCAAUCGAAAGCAGAACCCAGCAUACAAAAUGACACGAGUUCGUGUAGGGGCUGUCCAGGCCGAGCCCGGCUGGGUUGAUCUAGCCGCCAGUGUCGCGAAAACAAUCGCACUAAUCCAGGAAGCCGGGACAAAGGGGAUCAAUGUCCUGGGCUUUCCCGAGGUAUGGAUUCCAGGCUAUCUGUGGACAAUGUGGACAGGCAGCGUCGUGGACAAUAUGGAGCUUAUGCACCAGUACAUGGCCAAUUCACUGGGGCGUAAUUCCCCUGAGAUGCGCGCCAUUCAACAGGCCGUCAAAGAGGCAGGUCUCUUCAUCGUGCUUGGAUACAGUGAACGUGAUGGCGGGAGAUUGUACAUGGCACAGUCAUUCAUCAACCCCGCCGGUGAGAUCGUACACCAUCGGCGUAAGAUCAAGCCCACGCAUGUGGAGCGAUCGAUCUGGGGUGAGGGUCAAGCCGAGUCCCUUCAAACCGUGGUUGAUUCCCCCUUUGGUCGCAUCGGCGGCCUCAAUUGCUGGGAGCACUUGCAGCCCCUCCUGCGAUUUUAUGAGUACUCGCAAGGGGUUCAGAUCCACAUCGCCAGCUGGUCGCCGGAGUUCCCAGCACCCAAAGGCGUGAAGUGGCCCUUCCACGAAACAGAUGGCCAGGCGUUUGUGUUAGUCUGCACGCAGGUCGUCAAGGAAGAGAGCCUGCAAAAGCAGAAUCUAUCUCAAGGGGGAGUCAUUCAAGCGCCCGGUGGAGGAUUUUCCGCGAUAUUUGGACCAGACGGAGCCUGUCUCGUCGAGGUAUCCUCCGGUAGCGAGGAAUGCAUACUGCAGGCUGAUGUGAAUCUUCAAGAUAUAGAUUACGCGAAGGCGAUGAUCGAUACGGUUGGACACUAUUCCCGCCCGGAUUUAUUGUCAUUGAAAGUCAACACGGAGACGGCGAAAUGUGUUUGGCCAAGUGGGUGAGCCUCUAGACAGCCAGAAAUGGAAAUAGUCCCUUGAUAGAUAGUUGAUUCAUCCGUACACACAAAAUACCAUGAGAUGUUAAUGGAG